Molecule: messenger RNA, 3474 nt
Organism: Lotus japonicus
Lineage: Eukaryota; Viridiplantae; Streptophyta; Magnoliopsida; Fabales; Fabaceae
Exons: 4
Coding region: 1-3405 (1134 amino acids)
Molecular function (GO): zinc ion binding; nucleic acid binding
Source: RefSeq, a predicted model, not a curated record
AUGGUGUUUACACUGAUUGUUCGUCAUGGUGGUUUGUUUGGGACCGCCCCUUACCUGCAUUACUUUGGUGGUGGUCGAACUGAGCUUCUUGAUCAAGAUGAAGACAUAUGGUCCUACUUUGACACUGUAGCCAUUGUGAAAGGGAUGGGAUACAAGGAGUUUAAGUUAUGGUGGGUCACUGCUGAGGAUGCUGAACGACAUGUCUUCAGGGAUUACAAAACUGAUGCUGAUGCUCUUGAAUUUGCUAAAUAUGCGAGCACACUUGGUCAAGGUUUGUUGUUUGUAGAAAAUCUAUCACAAGAGCAACCUAGUGUUGGCAAUGUUCCCACUAUUGCCAUGCUUCCCUCUGUUCCCACUGUUUCAGCACAAAACAACAAGGUACCAGCACAAAAUAACAAGGUUUCAGCACAAAUGAAUAAGGUCCUACCAACAAAGAUGAAAUGUGUGAGAAGGUCCAGUCGUAUACAAGCUGUGGUGACUAGAGCAAAAUAUUUGGGCAAGCCUUCCUUAGUGGUUCUCUCUGACGAUGAUGAGAUGGAAGUUGAGCUGCCUGUGAAUGUCAACACUAGUCCUGACAACAAUGUUCCUCAGGUAGAUGUUGCUCCUGAGAACAUAAGUCCUGAAAAUGACAAUGUUCCUGGUACAGAGCAGGUCCCUGAGGUAGAUGUUGUUGUUGGUCCUGAGAACAUAAGCCAUGACAACAAUGUUCCUGAAGUUAUUGAUGGAGAUGGGGAAAAUUCUGACAGUGAUGUUUCUGUGCAAAGAGAAAGGCUUCAGGAUAGUGAUGAAGAAAGAGACUUAGGGCAUGAAGAUGUAUUGGACAACACAUCUUUUGCUGAGGCAGAGGCUCUUUUGAAUGAGCAUAUCAAACAGAUGCUUAGUAGUAGAAGUGAAGAAGGUAUGGGUCUAGCUUUUGGGGAUGAAUCAGAUUCUGAAGGAGGUUAUGAGAGUGAGGAUCUAGAGAGUGUGCCAACUGAUUCUGAGGUGGAAGAUGUUCCUAGAAGAAGGUUCCCUAAGUUUGUUAAGGAAAAAAUGGGCCAAGAUUUCAAAUUCAGCCUUGGAAUGGACUUUUCAUCACUACUACAGUUCAAAGAUGCUCUACAUGAUCACUUUGUUACUAAUGGCAGAGAAUUCGAAUACAUGAAAAAUGAUAGCAUAAGGUGUAGGGUAAAGUGCAGAAGUAAGGGGUGUCCAUUUGUCAUCUUAUGCAGCAAGGUUGGCAAUAAAGAGACUUUCAGAAUCAAAACUCUAGUUGGAGAGCACAAUUGUGCAAGAGUGUUUGAUAAUAAGUCAGCUACAGUGAGGUGGGUGAAGCUCAAGCUGUUGAAUAAAGUGAGUACAAUGAAUAAAAUCAGCACAAAUGAAAUAGUAGAUGACUUCAGAAUUAACCAUGGCACUGGUAUAACCAGAUACAGAGCAUGGAAGGGUAAGCAGCUGGCAAUUCAAGAGGUUGAGGGAGCCAUUGAAAUGCAGUAUACCCUUCUAUGGAGAUUUAGCAAUGAAUUGCGGAAGAGGGCUGCAGGAAACACAUGUAAAAUUAAUUUUGAAUCACCAAGAAGCACUUUGUUUCCUAGAUUCAGCAGAUUUUACAUGUGCUUGGAUGGUUGUAAGAGAGGGUUUCUAGCUGGGUGUAGGCCAUUCAUUGGCUUGGAUGGAUGCCAUCUGAAGACUAAACAUAGAGGAAUCUUGUUGGCUGCAGUUGCUAGAGAUGCCAAUGAGCAGUACUUCCCACUAGCCUUUGGUGUGGUUGAGUCUGAAACAAAAGAUAGUUGGAUGUGGUUUAUGGAGCUAUUGAUGGAUGACAUUGACCCUGAAAGAUCAAGAAGAUGGGUCUUUAUCUCAGAUCAACAAAAGGGUUUGAUGGAGGUUUUCAAAGAAGAUAUGCUACAUGGUAGUGAACAUAGACUAUGUGUGAGACAUCUCUAUGCAAAUAUGAAAACUAAAUUUGGAGGUGGUGUGCUUUUAAGAGAUCUGAUGAUGGGUGCUGCCAAGGCUACAUAUGAAGCUGCCUGGAAAGAAAAGAUGCUUCUGAUAAAGGAUGCCAAUGAAAGUGCUUAUCAGUGGUUGAUGGAGAAGCCAACUUCAAGCUGGUGCAGACAUGCAUUUAGCCUUUACUCAAGAUGUGAUGUGGUCAUGAACAACCUCUCUGAGGCUUUCAAUGCAGCAAUUAUGUUGGCUAGGGACAAGCCUAUUUUAACUAUGAUGGAGUGGAUUAGGACCUAUGUAAUGGGAAGGUUUCCACAGAUGAUGGAGAAGCUGCACAAGCAUCAUGGACAGAUCAUGCCUAGGCCAUUGAAGAGGAUAUUACAUGAGGUUGAUCACAUUAAGAAUUGGAUCCCUAGGGUUGUUGGUGCUCAAAAGUAUGAGGUUCGACAUACUAUCACUUUGGAGAGACAUGUACUAAGCUUGAAGGAUAAGAGCUGUACCUGCAGAUUCUGGGAACUUAAUGGCUUUCCUUGUAGACAUGCUGCAUCUGCACUUACUUUCAAUGGCAAUGAUCCUAAACAAUUUGUAGAUGAUUGCUACAAGAGGGAAGCCUACAAUGCAACAUAUGAAAAUUAUGUGACUCCAUUACCUGGCCCUAACCAGUGGAUUGUCACCCCUCAUGAUCCUGUGUGCAUUCUACCACCCAUGUAUAAGAGAAGUGCAGGGAGGCCAAAGAAAUUGCGGAGGAGAGACCCAUAUGAAAAUGAUCCUAACCCAACUAAAUUACAGAGGGGGGGUGCAACUUGGAAGUGUAGUAGGUGCAAGCAAUAUGGGCACAACAAGAGAGGAUGUAAGAACCCUGUUCCAGAAGAGCAAUCUGAAAUUGUACCAGAAGUUGAUGAAGCUGUACCAGGUGAAACACAAGCUACAACUGCACAAGAUGAUGGAGUACAACCUUCAACUGCACAAGAUGAUGGAGUUCAACCUACAACUGCUCAGAAGAAACCAAAGAACAAGGGAUUUAAAAAAUGCAGUAGAUGCAAGCAGUAUGGACAUUAUAAAACAAGAUGCAAGAACAUCCCAGAGUUAAUUGUAAUGCCUCAGCCCCGCUCUCUUCCUGGGAUUGUUAUAAGGGAGCCUGUCAAUCCUAAUGUCACUGCCUCACUCCCUCUUAAUUCUGGAAAAAUGAAAGAAAAGGUAGUGGAAGAUCCAAGAUCUGUGGAUGAAAAUUGGCAUAAGAUCUAUGCAGGGACUCAUGGAGGAGCUACUACUUCAUAUGUCAUGACUGGGAAUCAGGGAGGAGCAUCCACUUCUGGUUCUGUCCUUCAAGUUCAGAUGGAGAUUGAGACUUCCAGUACUGUUGAGAGGGUUGCAACUGAGAUUCCAGAAGCCACAAGAGACCAAGUUAUUGAAGAUGGAGAAACUUUACCAACACAGUGCAGUGUUGUCCUUGACACAGCAAUGGGGGAAUCAACUUGACCUUGCAUUGGAUGAAGGGAAAGCUUUUUUAGUGUAUGAAAAAAGCAAGGGAAUCUUUCAAACUUUUUU